Rotaria sp. Silwood1 is the source of this 459-nucleotide messenger RNA. Lineage: Eukaryota; Metazoa; Rotifera; Eurotatoria; Philodinida; Philodinidae. The record is from the annotation of a GenBank genome assembly.
AUGAGAGACUAUACAGAAUUUCAUUCAAUAGCUCGAUUAAGUGGUGCACCAUCAAGUAAAGUUUAUUUUUGUCACGCAUCUUUGUUUUCUUUAAUUAGUUUUUUGUUUGGUUACGUUGGUUUUGAACAAGGUGGUCAAUUAACAGAAGCAAUUGGACAACAACCUUAUGCUAUUGAAAAUGGUCCAAUAGUUGAUUUUACAAAUACAAUUUUUAUAUUAACAUCAACUAUUGGUGUACAAUAUAUUUUAGAAGAAGUUGCAAAUUCAUCAUCGAUAAGAAAAAUGUUUGAUGUUAAUGAUGUUCGUUCAUUGAAACGUUACCUUGAUAAACAUAUAACAACUGAACUUGCAAAAUUACUAAUACAAAUGAAACUUUCACCACAUAGUCAUGUUACAGUUAUUACUGUUGCUCAAAAUCAAUAUCAAAUUCAUAUUGAACAAUUACAAAGAACUAAUUAA